UCUGCGGAGGCGCAGCAUGAUGCGGCUGUGGCGUGCGGCGCUGCUGCGGGAGCUGCGGCUGCUCGGCCAGCCGGGGGCGGCCGGCGGCGGGCCCGUGCCCGGGCCCGGCUCUCGCUCCCGGCGCCUUCUGCCGCAGCUCGCCGCCCUGAGCGCCGGCCCCGCCGCCCGCCGCGGUCCGGGCCCGGCGCGGGGUCUGUGCACUCGCUCCGAGGGCGCCCUGGAGGAGCCGGGGAAGGGGGCCCAGCAGCCGGCGGCCCCCGGCGAGCCCCCCGCCGACGGCGGCCGCAACAACAACCACGGCGGCGGCGGCAAGGAGCUGGCCGGAGGCGGCGGCGGGGGGGAGAAACAGGAGUUACAUCUUCGGAGUAAUCCUGAGUCCAAGGGGAACCGGGAGGUUUCCUCUCCCAGAGCUCCGGGACGCCGUAAAGUGAAGCAAGGUCUCCUUCCUAGUUUGGAAGAUCUGCUCUUCUACACUAUUGCAGAAGGACAAGAGAAAAUACCAGUGCAUAAAUUCAUAACUGCACUCAAAUCUACAGGAUUACGUACGUCGGAUCCCAGGUUAAAAGAGUGCAUGGAUAUGUUAAGACUGACCCUUCAAACAACUUCUGAUGGUGUGAUGCUGGACAAAGACCUCUUCAAAAAGUGUGUACAAAGUAACAUUGUAUUGCUUACUCAAGCUUUCAGGAGGAAGUUUGUCAUCCCAGAUUUUAUGUCUUUUACUUCACACAUUGAUGAGCUUUAUGAAAGUGCUAAAAAACAAUCUGGAGGAAAGGUUGCUGACUAUAUUCCACAGCUGGCCAAGUUCAGCCCUGACUUGUGGGGUGUGUCACUUUGCACAGUGGAUGGGCAGAGGCAUUCUAUUGGAGAUACCAAAGUUCCUUUUUGUCUUCAGUCCUGUGUAAAGCCUUUGAAAUAUGCUAUUGCUGUCAAUGAUCUUGGCACAGAGUAUGUGCACAGAUAUGUUGGUAAAGAGCCGAGUGGAUUAAGAUUCAACAAAUUGUUCCUGAAUGAAGAUGACAAGCCUCAUAACCCUAUGGUGAAUGCUGGAGCAAUUGUGGUCACGUCUUUAAUCAAGCAAGGAGCAAAUAAUGCAGAAAAAUUUGACUACGUUAUGCAAUUCAUGAAUAAAAUGGCUGGUAAUGAAUAUGUUGGAUUCAGUAAUGCUACGUUCCAGUCUGAAAGAGAGAGUGGAGAUAGAAACUUUGCAAUUGGCUAUUACUUGAAAGAGAAAAAGUGCUUUCCGGAAGGCACAGAUAUGGUUGCUAUACUGGACUUUUAUUUUCAGCUUUGCUCAAUAGAAGUAACCUGUGAGUCAGCAAGUGUGAUGGCUGCAACUCUGGCUAACGGUGGCUUUUGCCCAAUCACUGGUGAAAGAGUGCUGAGUCCCGAAGCAGUCCGGAAUACCUUGAGCUUAAUGCAUUCCUGUGGCAUGUAUGACUUCUCAGGGCAGUUUGCCUUCCAUGUGGGCCUUCCUGCGAAAUCUGGAGUUGCUGGUGGGAUCCUUCUGGUUGUUCCUAAUGUCAUGGGCUUAAUGUGCUGGUCACCUCCUUUGGACAAGAUGGGCAACAGUGUUAAAGGGAUUCACUUCUGUCAUGAUCUGGUUUCUCUGUGCAAUUUCCAUAAUUAUGAUAAUUUGAGACACUUUGCGAAAAAGCUCGAUCCUCGCCGCGAAGGUGGUGAUCAGCGGGUGAAGUCAGUGAUAAAUCUGCUGUUUGCCGCCUACACGGGGGAUGUGUCUGCGCUCCGGAGAUUUGCUCUGUCAGGGAUGGAUAUGGAACAGAGAGACUAUGACUCACGAACAGCGUUGCACGUAGCAGCUGCAGAAGGACAUGUGGAUGUCGUUAAGUUCCUGCUGGAGGCCUGCAAAGUGAAUCCCUUCCCCAAAGACAGAUGGAAUAACACUCCAAUGGAUGAAGCUUUACAUUUUGGACACCACGAUGUGUUUAAAAUUCUCCAAGAGUAUCAGGUCCAAUACACACCAUCAGAGGAUUCCAAUAAUGGCAAGGAGAACCGAACGGUUCAUAAAAACCUGGAUGGCUUACUAUAAUCAUUCUCAGCUAGAUCCUAAGAAUCCAAUCAGUUACCUAUUUAAUUGUGGUAUACUUAAGUAACAAAGAGCGUGUGUGUUUCUAUCUGAUAGUGGUAUAUAUUUUACAGAAGUCUCUGUUACUUCAGUGUUAUGUUACAGGAGUUUCUAUACGCACAGGACAAAUCCAAUCUCUCUCAAAACGAAAAGAAAAACAAAACCAACUAAGAAUCUCCCUCCAUAAUGUGAGCAAUAUUACCUCAUGCUGCAUAUAAUUGAUGUAUACAAAUAUUUAGCUGUUGUUGGCUUUACUGUGCACUACUUUAAUUUAUUUUUUGUGUUGGAUGUGAACUCUGGUGUGUGGUCAGGAAUUUCUUUUUGCUCAGUUUUUGUUUCUACAGCCCUCUGUUUGCAGUAUGGCCGAGAUGAGCCGGAGUACAGGUGGGAGCAGCAGUGAGGUUUUCGAAAGCUGAGGAUGCUGAUGUAGAUGUAGGCAGGGUGUGUUAGGUAAGGAUCUGCACUCACUUCUUAAAAAACAAAGAAGAUUCCAUGCAAGCUUGUUUACAUUCUGUAAAUCUCAAAAGAGUAUAUAGGUGACAGUUGUCAAAGGUCUUAGGCUUGUUUUUAGAGGUAGUCUCAUUAUGGCAUCUGUUUUAAGGUUUGUUUGACCAAAUGGCACAGAGGAGGGGGGAACGUGAUUUGUAACAUCUACCAGUGUUUAGGUUUUUUUUUUGUUGUGUUGCUUUAGCAUUUCUUUCAGUUCCCCUUGUCUUUCCUCCCUCCUCUCUCCAUGUUCAGCUGCUAAGGUCCUUCCCCGUGGCUGGGGAAAGCGGAUGCUUCCACUCUAUGCAGUCGUGUUCCUUGCAGGUAUAUUUGCACUUGGGUAAGCCUUGACAAGCUGCAAGACUCUGCUUUGGGCUGAUGUUUUUUGUUCUUGGCAGUUGCAUCAGGAACCAGGGAGGGGAAUGCAGGCACGUGAAAGGCAAAACACUAAACCAAAUACUACAUGUAAAUCUGACUACAUUUAGGCUUGUAUGAGGAACACAGAUGGAGUGAAACAGCUUUAAGGAGCACAGAGCCAAUCUAAGCAUGAGCGGAGCAGGAGAUAAGCCAGAUUUUGGGAACGUUCUCUUCUUGCACUGCCAUCCAUCAAGAAUUGGGAUGUCAGUGGGGUUAUGCUGGUGUAGGAUAGGUGCUCAGCAACAGGAGUGCAAUUAGGCGAUGUCUUGGAGCAGUGGCGCUUCUUGUCUUACUGCAGAAGCAGCUUAGCACAUGCUCUGGCAUGGGAAAUGUAGAUGCAGAUAUUUUGUUGUUUGCAGAACUGUGAUGUUCCCUAUCCCACGUGCAAUUGUUUUUACCAAUGCUGUGCUGUGGUUUAGAAACCUCAGAUGAUCAGGGAUUCCAAGUUAAGAGCCUUGCUUUCACAAGACUCCGCAGUUGUUGGACGGAGGUGGAUUUUAAAGGAGAGUCGGUGUGGCACAUGGAAAUCAUGUUUAAGAAUAGCACAAACAGCAGGCUUUAUGCUGGCACAAAACACAAAGCAUCAGUAGAUCUUGAAGUUCAAACUUUGCAUGUGGGCACCAAAAUCCUCCAGAAUCGAUGCACAGAUUCUUUCUAGAGUGGGCCAAGCACUUUAUGAAGAUGAUCCGAAACGCAUUAUCUUUCUUUUGCAAAUCAGAAGCAUUGAGAGAAGUGCAUUCUCCAGAAUGACCCAGAAGGUCAUAACAGCUGAGAAGAAAUCCUCUUGAGAUCCUGUACAGUUCUCUACUCGAUAUGCCAUACUGCCUCCCACAGGGAGGAAAAAUCAAAUGGAAAAGUGCUUGAUACUCAUCACAAGCAGUGGCUGUCCUCAUGCUGAUGAAAUCCUGGAUGAAUCUGAAUGUCUAAAGCCCUGAAAUCACCUUUCUGCACUGGCUGGCAUGGUUUUGCAUGGUUAUCAAACACUUUUUCUGAAGAAUCUUACUGAUAUUAAGCUGCAGUGCUUUUUGUUCUUUUCUUCCUGAAGAUCAGCUAUUUUUCUGAAGGCUUUCAAACAUCAUCUAACCCAUUCUCUUCACAACCUGUGUCACAGCCACCUUAGUUUUAGUUGAGAACUGAAUCCAACGGCCUUUGGCUCUUUAUUGAGCCAGUGACACUGGUCACUGAAUAGCUCAAGGCCUCUUCUCUGCUGCACCCUACGCUAAGUUUCAGCUCGUUUUCUCUGGCAACACAUUUAUUAAGUCAAGCAUAGUGGUGUGAAGUCUUUCACAUGGGCUCUAGUAUCCAGUAUCUUGGUGAUAGUCUGACUUCUUCCAUUUUUCUAUGAGAACAUAUCCUUCAGCUUCUCAGAAAAAUACCUGAUUUCACUGUAUUUAACUGAAACUUGCAUUGCUCAAACAGGCACUUCCAAAAGGUAGGCUUAUUAUAUAGUACACGUAUAUACAAACCUCCCCAAAGCAGCAUUUUAACUGAAUUAACUUAAAAACUCACAGCUGUCCCUAUACUUAAUGCUUUCUAGAUCCUACAGAGUGCUUUUAGCCAGUCUUAGCUUCAAGUGCAUUUCUGCUGGAUAGUUUUAGUAUUUUCUCAUUGUGAGAAGAUGCGUUAUUUUGUAACGUCCGAUUAAGCAAAGCAGCUCUUUAGACAUGGCAUUAUUUAUAAAUAUAUGCAGUAUAUUGGUUUGGCUGUUCAUCAUCUAUGACACUGACACGUAGGUUUUAACGUGAAUAGCUUUUGGUUAUCUUUUCCAGUGCUGACUUCCUUAUGCUCCAAAGAAGAUUCCCUCACACCUUUGUUUUGUCACGUUUCUUCUGUACCACAAACUGAAUUCAGCUAACUUAAUGCUUUGUACUCAGAAAUACUGUGAUAGUCUUAGCAUUAAUUAGCCAACCUUUGUGAACAAAAUGUAUUGUACCGGAUUUUUGUUUUGCUUCAGAGCUGGACUAUCAGUGACUGUACUUAUUGGCAGUGUACUUCUGGACAUUGUAACUGACUGGGCUGAUCUUGACUUCUGGAUUCUGUCUUGUGGGGAACAGACAGUGAUGAAUGUAUUUCUAGCAGUUUCCCAUGAAUGAAUCUAAACUUGAGCUGUACUGGUUCUGAAAAUGAAAGCUAUUUAUUUUAAGAAAUAAAAUCCAGAUAGUGUUGCUUUUUACAGCAUAAUAAAUGGAAAUACCAAGAA
Messenger RNA from Tympanuchus pallidicinctus (lesser prairie-chicken), 5186 nucleotides. RefSeq names its product glutaminase (gene GLS). NCBI's taxonomy places the organism in Eukaryota, Metazoa, Chordata, Aves, Galliformes, Phasianidae. Gene Ontology annotation, biological process: L-glutamine catabolic process. Bases 17 to 2047 code for a protein of 676 amino acids. Gene Ontology annotation, molecular function: glutaminase activity; protein binding. The transcript is spliced from 19 exons. The record is from RefSeq and is a predicted model, not a curated record.